Messenger RNA from Limulus polyphemus (Atlantic horseshoe crab), 517 nucleotides. Its product is annotated as thiamin pyrophosphokinase 1-like. The transcript is spliced from 5 exons. The coding region runs from base 117 to 446 and encodes 109 amino acids. NCBI's taxonomy places the organism in Eukaryota, Metazoa, Arthropoda, Merostomata, Xiphosura, Limulidae. Gene Ontology annotation, molecular function: thiamine diphosphokinase activity; ATP binding. Gene Ontology annotation, biological process: thiamine diphosphate biosynthetic process. The record is from RefSeq and is a predicted model, not a curated record.
AUAUUGCUGUGGUACUGGUAAUAUCUAUGAUUUCGUGAUGGGCGUAUUUUAAAUUGUUACUAAUUGUGUCGUGACUGUGAGAAACAUUUAACACGCAGCAUUAUUGACAAGUCAUUAUGAAUUCCAACUAUGAACCUUCUACUUCAAAGGAAUGGCAACCUUUGAAGAUAUUGAGUGAAAAUUCAGGGAACAAAAAUGCUGUCAUUUUGUUGAAUCAGCCAUUUGAUGAGCAAGUUGAAGAGAAAGUAAAGAAACUUUGGAAGAGUGCUGUUUUACGAGUAGCUGUUGAUGGAGGAGCAAAAUAUAUCUACAACGUAACUGGAAAUAACCGGGAAGAUUACAUACCUCAUAUUGUCACAGGAGACUUUGACUCUAUUAACCUUCCAGUGCUAGAGUUUUACAAAAAAAAGGCAUGUAGAGGGCAGUCAAAUCAUUCACACACCUGAUCAGGAUGAGACUGACUUCACCAAAUCCGUCCGAGUCUCAACAACAUUUUCAGAGCAGAAGAACAUUUCUG